AUGUGCGUCAUGACCACCCUCGUAGUAAUGUUCGCCCUGGUCGUGCUGCUCCAGACCCGCAUGACAGACAACUCCUCCUUCCAUGACCUCAUGCUGCUCAAGGGCGUUACGGCCCGGAAGCGAGGCGGCAAGUUCGACAUCUUGGAGGCGGACAACGCCGCCCGAGGGGACUCGGCGGCCACCGACCACGCUGCCGAUGGCUCUAACGGCAGCCAGUUAGGCCUGGCCCACGGCAUGCUACCGCGACGUAUCUUCGAUAAGAAAGAGGCAGCUGCCAAAGACUCCGUGGCUCAAAUAGUGCGCGAUGAUUCCUGGUCGGCGACCACAUCCACGCAGGCGUCGGAGUAUCCGGCACCCCGUUCCAUGUGCAUGGUACACCACAAUCGAGACCAGCCGGCGGGCCGACGGCGUACGUGCAACUCCACGACGCUGCUGGCCACCGAGCUGCCCACAGAGCUUUGCACGGACCUCGUCUACUGCUGCCUCGGCCUGGACCCCUUGUUCAACGUAAGCGGAAGCCCGGAGAUGCUGCGGUUCCUGGGCGACCUCCCGCCGAGGACGUACUCGACCCGCUUCUGGCUGGCCCUCGGGGACGACGAUCUGUCCAACGGCAAGUUCUCAGUUGCCUGCCGGGACGAGAAGUCAGCCCUGAUGCUGGCCAUGAACGUGCUUAGCUUGCUCAAGACCUACGAUCUCCAGGGGGUAUUCCUGUACUGGACCUACCCUUCAGUGCAGGAGUCCCAGCUUCACGUCAAACUGCUGAGGCUCAUGAAGGAGCUGUACAGGCUGACGGGAAAACUGGUGGGCACCGUGGUACCCUUUGAGCAGCAGCUGCGAGAGCGGUUCGACAUGCCAGCGCUGGUGGCGCUCCUGGCACCCUAUUCUAUCCUGGUUAUGCCGCCCGUCACGGCGUCUCAGCAGCCGUCCUUUUCUAAGACCUUCUCUCCCUUCACGCCCGACUUGCUGUUCAAGUACCCGCGCGUGCUCUGGGAGACCAGGGACAACGUGCUGCGACGCGACGGCAGGUACCACCUGUGCUACAUGACCUCUCUGGCCGGCUGGUCCUUCGCCAUGCCCAUCAACGGCACCGGAAACAUGGCGCUCGGUCCGGGGAGGCCUUUUCCGGGCUCGAACCGGGCCGGGAGGUUUUCGCUGGACGACGUGUGCCAUGCCGGAUAUGACGUGGUGGGCGACACCAAGUACGGAGUGACUGCCGUCGAUGGGUCCCUCCUGAUGGCAUACACCGACCCCAAGACGUAUGAAAGGGUUCUGGCAGCGUUGUCCAACGCGACCCUUCACGCGGGUUGCCUAGGCGUCUGGGACCUGACAUGGGACGACUAUUGCGGAGCUUGUGGCCUGGGAAGGUUUCCCCUCACCGGGGUCCUGUACAGUGCCCUCUUUGCGUCUGACGCGACCUCGGGUGUGCCAUAG
Molecule: messenger RNA, 1431 nt
Organism: Ixodes scapularis (black-legged tick)
Lineage: Eukaryota; Metazoa; Arthropoda; Arachnida; Ixodida; Ixodidae
Exons: 3
Coding region: 1-1431 (476 amino acids)
Source: RefSeq, a predicted model, not a curated record